This is a messenger RNA of Paracoccidioides brasiliensis Pb18, 1506 nucleotides long. RefSeq lists its product as uncharacterized. The transcript has a single exon. Bases 1 to 1506 code for a protein of 501 amino acids. The record is from RefSeq and is a predicted model, not a curated record.
AUGUCAGAAUCGGUUACAACCUUCAAUGGGACACGAUGUACCAAAGUCAGAAGAACUCAUCAUUCCAAUCUCAGCUCUCUACGCGUAACUAAAUCUUCAUUGCCUUCUCAAACCGCCUUCAAACAUCACGGUGCUUCCGCUGCGGCACCGUCAUUCCAUACCAGCUCUCCAGGAAAUCCGUUACCGAGUAUAUCAUUCUCUUCUAAUCAAGUGAAUUUGAGUUCCGCUUCCAUGUCUUCUUCACACUUUAAUUUCACCCGAAUCAGUAGUAGUUCGUCCCUCUCCAUGGAAGCCUCAACAUUGGCAUCGAGGACAUCGAUGGCGACAGGAGCAGAUAUGUCUGCUCAUAAUUAUCAAGAUCCAUCCAACGAUGAAAUCGUUCCUUUAAAACGAGGUGCGAUUAUUGGAGGAACUGUUGGUGUAGUCGUUAUUUUCUUGAUAGCCCUGGUGCCUUUUCACAUUCUUCGACGACGCAGACGGAGGCGACGUCAUAUGAAACUGCCUGUCCUACUGAACCUUGAAAAGAGAAGCCCACUUGAUGAACAUACCUACCGCUCCUCCCGCCAUCUUGAGCGAGAAUCGGGAUAUUCAACCAGAAGCAUGAGUGUCUACUCAGAAACCGGUGACUUAAAUCGCGGAGAACCGUUGUCACCCAAGUUGAGGAGGCCACAUACUCGUAGCUUAUCUAACUUUUUGGGACAUGAAAAUGAAUCAACUGAUCCGAUCCUCAUGCAGUUGGAAUGGAUGGCAAGCCAAGAUGUCAGGCGCAUGGGUGGGGAAGAUACUCGUGGACAUUCAAGGCAACCUCAGAAGAAUAAGAAGGAUAAAUGGAACCUUUUCCCUCCCUCAACAACCCGGGAGGUGGUAACUCGAAAUCCCUUCAACGGGAGGCCAAUGGAUGUUCCAAAUCCGUUUCUGGAUCCACCACCCGUUUGGGAACCUGGAAAUACGUUGCAACGUCCUGCAACUCCUCUCUACGGCUUUGCCCAAGAUUCAUCGAGAAACUCCAGAGGGUCCACGAGCUUUCCACCGAUGCCCGACGUGAACAGAAGAAUCGAAAACUCUAUACCGAAUCCAUCUAGAUUUGUGCCCUUAAAUUUCGAAUUUGGGAUGCAAGCAGCUCAGGGAGCCCACGGACUUGUUCCAUUGCCCUUGCGCUCUGUGGCUGAACCCGUCCCCAAUCCCUCUACCAUUCGACGAAACGACUCGAUGUCGUCUCAAGCACACACCAACUCUACCAGCAGCGGCAGUGUCAUCAUACUUCCUGGAAGAACCAGCACAUCGUUGUCUGCCGUUCUUGUGAUGACGGCAUCCGACAUUUCCUGGUGGCGAAGGAACCGUUCUGCCAAUGAACUUGGAUUUCCUAGUCGAAGGAGUUAUCUAUUUGACUUUGAAAGGCGUCAUUCCGGGCUUACAGAUGACAAUUCCACGUUUGGAGAUACGGAGACGUCGUCAUUCUCAGAAGGUGUUGCGGAAGCUGUUGCCAUUGCUCCCUCGCGUUCCUGA